Suillus subaureus is the source of this 2235-nucleotide messenger RNA. RefSeq lists its product as uncharacterized. The transcript is spliced from 10 exons. NCBI's taxonomy places the organism in Eukaryota, Fungi, Basidiomycota, Agaricomycetes, Boletales, Suillaceae. The record is from RefSeq and is a predicted model, not a curated record. Bases 101 to 2137 code for a protein of 678 amino acids.
UACGUGGAUGACGUCCACGUGACUCGAGACUUUUCGCCUAUGAGGCUAUAACUUAGCAGACAAUUCUCUAGCCUGUAUACUCAACUCCAUUUUCUUCGUCAUGAUUUUACCUAGAGGCUACAUUCGGACGUUGAUAUCCUGGUUGAGGCCCAUAAUUAGGACCACCGCAUUUCGGUCAUAUACGAGCAUCCUCUCUUUCCUCCUACAGGUGUUCCGACGCUGUCAAGCCAUCAUUAAUGGAAAAGAGAGAGUCUUUCGAGAACCAGGUUUAGCGUUGAGCUCUCAGCCGGCACCCAUCAAUCAAAAGAAAUCAACUUCUGUGACGCUUGCAGUGCCAUUGUUUGAACCUCCACCUCGGCAAAGUGACGGGUGGAAUGGCGUAGCUUCCAAUAUCCAGUCUCCUCUGGAUUCUUGUGCGCCAUGCAUAAUUUCUAUGCCCGAGCCCAGUACCACCUCAAGUAUUGUUACGCCAUCGCAUCCUGUGGCGCCAAUACAAUCCUUGGAUAGUAUCACUCUAACUCCCACCACACCUGGACAAAUCAAGCGAUACGAUAGGAUUGAAUUUCAAGGUGAUUAUGCAGUGUACGAGGUUCCGAAAGGUCCUUUAGACUGUUCAGGGGAGCUUGAUCUGGUGUCGGGAUGGGAACCGCUCACGCACCCGGAAGGCGCUUUGUUUUUCUAUCACUCGUAUAAAAGAGUUUUCACUGAUGCUGAUAUUCGAGCCUCUGGAAUGGUAGACAACAUAGGUAAGGCUGUUGAGAAGGCGUACAAAGAAAUAGAAAACGCAGGCUUCGACUUCCAUCCAUCCGUCGAGUUAGUAUUAGAGCUCAUGGAGGGGGAUCGUGAAGAAUGGGGCUAUUACUUUGCCGAUCACGACAGCCGUGUCAUUUUCUGGUUUGAAGCUCACAAAUCUGGUGAUCUCAUUGGUAACGUCCGAGGCGUAAAAUGCAGUGAUCACAUCAGAUAUGCAUUAGAAUCACAGUACUGGCUACACGUUGAACUAUAUCCAAACAAACGCUCCCUUCCAAAGGAUGUUGUUGUGAGACUCAGAGAAAUUGUCAUGUAUACCCAGGCAGACAAUAUCACUUCUGACACAUCCUUAGCGCCUUUUUCUUCGGAAGAGGUUGCAAGUAUGCUUAGCCUUAUGGAUCCUCUCAUGAACAGUGCUGGCAUUGAACAUGAGUAUGCACAUGAGCAUUCUGUGUGGAUUGUCGGUGAGCCUGAGCAUAGAAUGUCGGUUGAUUACCUGAUAUUUUUGCGACUUUCAGCUCGAUUUAUGGGAGAAUUCUGUGAGCUCUGGCUGGUUGGAAGUGCAUCACGCCUCCUGAAUACUUUCAUAGGCAACGUCAAAUUUGUGAAUUUUUGUGGACAGCCGGGCGCCCGGCUUAACGCAGACCAGUCACUGUACGGAGAUCCCAACACCCGCUCGAACGCCCUUCUUCGCGUCAUGAAUUUCAUACUUUUUGGAUCCCCUAAUGCUUAUAACAAGGCUGUUCAAAAGAUAUGGGUCGAUUCUACCAUCGUUCAGCCGCGGUGGAAGAAUUUUAUCAACAGACUCAACAGUGAAUGGAAUGGAUACACAAUAUUCUCCACUGUGAUGCUUGCUGUGGAUAUCAGCUUUCUUGCGGUACCACCCGUCCAGACUCAAAAUGCUGCGAUUCUCGUCUCCUAUAUGUCUACCCUCUGUGCUAUGGGUUCGUUAGUGGUCUCACUAGUCUUAGCUGGACAAGUCAAUGACAGCCGGCGAGAUUCCGCUAAAAGCGUGGUAAGUUCUCUUUUCGAUUGUUUGGCCUACAUUCUUUACAUUCAGGCCUCGUUUAUGGGAAGGAUGUCGAGUUCUGUGCUCGGCCUCGAGAGCCUUGCCCUCAUGCUCAGCCUACCGUAUGCUCUUCUGAUUUGGGGAAUGGUAUUCUUUGCUGCAGCGUUGUCUAUCGUGAUUUUCCAUACUUCUGGUGUCGUCACCAUCUCGAUUAUAUCUCCUAUUUGGGUCGCUAUUCUUAUUCUAGCGACAUGGCCAGUACUGGCUUCUAAUGAUGUUCACGUUUCUGGCCUGUUCCCCUGGAUCACAAAACAGAUCAAGUCGCAUCCCAUGCCUUCGUGGACCGCUACCAGGUCUCGCGUCGAAUCUGAUGUAUAAUUUGUCGUGAUUUUGCGUAACAUGUACGGUUGUAUCUGAUAUUUUGGUUGUUUUGUGUGAUACCUGACUUGUCGACAUCACUCAUAUUGUUGGUUUGC